AACAUCUACUAUCAACAUUAGCCAAGCCAUCCAAAGAAAUAUUAGCGACGCACACAAGCAACUGUCCCUUUAAUAAAAAAAACAAAAACAGUGCUGUCAUCUCUUAACUUUAUGUGUUUUGGAAUUGUAUAGUACUGUUUGAAAGCGGAUAGAUGUCUGAAGUCACAUCAGUGUGAUAUGAUUAUUGUGUCCUGUAGAGGUUUCUAAAAGGGCAGAAGAGGAGGCUGAGACACCAGAUCUCGAGGGUCAGUCUGACGACAGCAGUGACGAGGGCGAAGCUUCGGGAGACACUGAGAUGGAUUUCCUGCGCAGUCUCUUCUCGCGGACUCUCGGUCUGAGUCCUGGAGAGAAAGUCUUGGAUGAGCUGACCCUGGAUGCGGUCGCUCGCUACAUCCUUAGUGGCAAAUGUAAGAACAUUAUCUGUAUGGUUGGAGCUGGAAUAUCUACAUCUGCUGGAAUCCCAGAUUUCCGUUCUCCUGGCACUGGUCUAUACGCCAAUCUGCAGAAGUACAACCUGCCUUACCCUGAGGCCAUCUUUCAGAUCGACUAUUUCAAGAAACAUCCGGAGCCCUUCUUCGCUCUGGCCAGAGAGCUAUACCCGGGACAGUUUAAGCCCACAGUGUGUCACUAUUUCAUGAAGAUGCUGAAGGACAAAGGCCUACUGAGUCGCUGCUACUCUCAGAAUAUCGAUACUCUAGAGAGAGUUGCGGGUUUGGAGGGUGAUGACCUGAUUGAAGCUCACGGCACAUUUCACACCUCUCACUGCGUGAGCUUCCUCUGUCGCAAGGAGUUCUCCAUGGACUGGAUGAAAGAUCAAAUUUUCUCUAAAGAUAUUCCUAAGUGCGAUUCCUGUGGAAGCCUGGUUAAACCUGAUAUUGUGUUUUUCGGGGAGAAUCUACCUCCUCGAUUCUUCACUUCCAUGAAAAUGGACUUUCCUCGAUGUGAUCUUCUCAUUAUAAUGGGCACAUCCCUACAGGUUCAGCCAUUCGCAUCACUAGUCAGUAGAGUGUCAAACAGCUGUCCUAGACUGCUCAUCAAUAUGGAGAAAACCGGACAGUCGGAAUUUGGCACGGGGUUAUUCGCUUUUGGAGGAGGAAUGGACUUUGACUCGGAUAAAGCCUACAGAGAUGUGGCUCACCUGAGCACCUGUGACGACGGCUGCAUGGCUCUUGCCGAACUGCUGGGCUGGAAGGCAGAGCUGGAAGAGAUGGUGAAGCGUGAACAUGCUUUGAUUGACAGCAAAGAGGAUAAAAAGAAAGACAAGGAAGCCAAUCAGAGCUCCAGUAGCACGGGGGCGGAGCCUGUGAAGACUGACAAGACAGAAUAACCAAUCAGAGCAUGCAGAAGGUUCACAUGGCAGCCCUAAUAGAUCUCCGUAAUUCACUCUGGCCUUGUCGCAUCUAAUCUCUAUCAUGUUUUUUCUGUUUCUCUGAGCUGUUUUGUCUGUAAUAGCAAAAUAGAUGCUAUAGAAAUGCUACCGAAACCACAAAGAGCUCAAACAGGAACAGAUAGACGGCAAACACUUUAGCAGAAGCGUUGGUGUUCUGCUUUGGCCAAGAGACUGCUCUGACAAACAGUUUGUGAAACACAAUUAUAAAAAAACAUAAUGCUUUAAAUGUAUUUUUUUAAAGCUGAUAAGCAUUACACUUGGCUUUAUCACAUGUUUUCACAUCUUGCAAAAGCAUAUGUGUCUGAAACAAGCCGCAGCGAUGUGGCGUGUUGUCAAAUGAGACUUUGGCUUGAAAAGUUAUUUAUGAGUGAAACACAGGAAAACAUGGUGAGGUCAAAUUUUGUUUUCAACAUUUAUUCUACUUUAAGAAAAUGAAGCGUACUCUAAGGACCAUUGAGAUUUUUUUGCACUGUGACAUUAUUUUCAUUAACUAAAAUUUUACGUAAAUUAAAUAGAAUUUAUACAAAAAGCUGUACAACAAAUGAUAGCAUGCUGUAUAAAUUCUUUAUUUAAAUGCAAUUUUUUUUUUUGCACUACUAUAAUGAGAUUUACAUUUCUUUGCGUUUAAAUGCAUUUGUGUUAAGUCUGAGGUAAAUUCUUAACAGAUUUCAUGAAAUUCACCAUAGUUUUAAUGAGGGUGUACCUUGUCAAUAAGACUUUUCUUUUUUGUGCUCAAAAAAUCAUUUUUAGAUUUUAGUAGUCUAUAAUGUUAUAUUUUUAAAAGGGUUAAUGAAUUAUUAAUAAUAUCUACUGGAUAUAAACUAUUCUAAUACUUAUGCCUGUUUUUUUUCUUCUUUGGAUGCUUAUCUUUGGUUUGGAAUGAUAUCCACCCUAUGCUUCAGUUGUGUAAGAGGAAGUUGGCCCAGUAGUGUUUUACAACAUUACUAUUAUAUCUGAUUGAGCCCUUACUUGGAAACAAGAACAAGUUUUGUAUGUAUGCAUGUGGUGUGAUGUUGUCAAAAGGCAUUAAAACUACAUAACUCCCACAGGCCAACUAUUAA
Molecule: messenger RNA, 2451 nt
Organism: Pimephales promelas (fathead minnow)
Lineage: Eukaryota; Metazoa; Chordata; Actinopteri; Cypriniformes; Leuciscidae
Gene: sirt2
Product: sirtuin 2 (silent mating type information regulation 2, homolog) 2 (S. cerevisiae)
Cellular component (GO): nucleus
Molecular function (GO): histone deacetylase activity, NAD-dependent; transcription factor binding; NAD+ binding
Source: RefSeq, a predicted model, not a curated record